Molecule: messenger RNA, 2241 nt
Organism: Humulus lupulus (European hop)
Lineage: Eukaryota; Viridiplantae; Streptophyta; Magnoliopsida; Rosales; Cannabaceae
Product: ethylene-responsive transcription factor CRF2
Exons: 1
Coding region: 911-1945 (344 amino acids)
Biological process (GO): regulation of DNA-templated transcription
Molecular function (GO): DNA-binding transcription factor activity; DNA binding
Source: RefSeq, a predicted model, not a curated record
GACCACAACAGUUUGCUCUUUUUCUUCUCUGUGUAUUACCUCUCUUUCUUUUUCUAACUUUCUCUCUCGUGCUCAACUUUCUUUUCCUUUCCAAGAUUUUCCCGGGAAUCUGAGAGAAAAUAUUCGAGUCCAAGGGGUGUGGCAUUUCAGAGAUAGUUCCUUUAAGUGAAGCCAAAGAGAGUGUAGUAGCUACUGAGAGCUUCGACUUUUCUUAUUCCAAAACAUUUAUUCCAUUUGCUACCUUUCCGGUAAAGCUAUUGCCCACGAACCCAUCUUUCUUUCCUUUUCUUUUUUUUUUAUCGAUUUGUUUUUUUCUUUCCGAAACUUUCCCAGAAAAUUUGCCAUUUCCCAUUUUCCAUUUUCAUCAAUUUCCUCUUUUUUCCUUUUUCUCUUUCUCAGUUUGGGGUCUCCAACUCUCAGUCUCUUCUCCCCAAAUCCACGCUCAGGAUAGUAUAUAUCUCUCUGCUUUUUCCGUACUGUGGGUCUCUUCUAUAAUUUCCUUUUCUCUCUCGUCACGCUUACUCUUCGUUUUUCUCUCUCCUUUUUUCUGGGUGUGACUUUCCGUGAAAUUUCUCGUCCUUUCAUAAACUUUUUCAAGCGUUUUAUUUAAAACCCAAAACCAGUGGUGGAAGAUAUUUUUUUUAAUUUUUUUUUCCAAAGCUUUGCUUGCUUCUCUUUAACGUGUCUCUGUUUCAGCUUUACCUUCCUUUAUUAUCUUCUCCAUAAGCUUCUUCUUCUUCUUCUUAUAAUCUCUUUUUUUUUAUUCUCUCCUCGUGUCUAGUCUCAAAGGAAUCUCUCUUUUUUCUCUUCACUUUUUACUCCAUUAUUUCACUCUCACUCACUGCUCACUUCGCUUUCAAAUGCCAUAACAACACCACUUGAGAAUCUCAAAAAGAGAAGCUUCUCAAACAUGAAUCGAGGAGGUCCAGUAAUCAAGUUUUCCGAGCACAAAAACCACACUAAGCUCAGUACCCAACAACAACACAAUACGAAAACGGCUCCAUUGCCGGCGCCGGAGAUGGUCAGACCAAGGAUAGUACGUAUUUCAGUCACUGACGGCGAUGCCACCGAUUCUUCCAGCGACGAGGAGGAAUACAACAACCGUGUCCACCCAUUUGGUCGUCAGAGAGUUAAGAAGUUCGUUAACGAGAUUACCAUUGAGUCGUGUUCGAGCGAAACCAGUGCCGUUUGGAAGAGCAGAUCGUCGAGAAACUCCCGGAAGAGGCCCGCCACAGGAAGAACUAGAGUCCCGGCCGCGACUCGCCGGAGUAUGAAGGCGACGUCGUCUCCGGCAGCCGUUGUAGCGGCAAAGAAGUUCCGCGGUGUGAGACAGAGACCUUGGGGAAAAUGGGCGGCGGAGAUCAGAGAUCCUCUGAGACGUGUACGGCUCUGGCUCGGUACGUACAACACCGCAGAGGAAGCUGCCAUGGUGUACGACAACGCGGCCAUUCAGCUGCGUGGACCCGACGCGCUCACUAACUUCGCUACGCCACCGGUAACGGUCAAUGUUGUUUCAGAGAAUAAAACGACGGUUAGUUCCGGCUACUACUCAGGCGAGGAAUCGAACAACAACCUUUGCUCUCCAACCUCAGUUCUUCGGUGUCCUUCGCCUUCGAUCGAAGAAGCCGACUCACCAGCCUCGAAAGAAAAGCGAGAUAUCGGCGAAAUGCGAGACGAUUCCUGCGUAUCAGAGAACUUCUCGGAGUUUUCAGAGCAUUCUAGUUACGGUUCGUUCAUUCCCGACGAUAUUUUCGAUUUCCAUAGCUCCAUACCCGACUUUUUCGACGAGACGAGUUUACGAGACGGUAUUUUGUGUGAUGACUUCUCCGACAUUUUCACCGAGACAUGUUGGGAUUUCGGUGUUGCCUCCAAAACGUUCCCAAUGGAUGAUUAUUUUCAAGAUAUCGGCGAUAUUUUCAGUUCAGAUCCUCUCGUUGCUCUAUGAGACAACACAGCUUCUAUUCCAUCAAUCUCACGAUUUUUGGCAAAAAUUUUUGUACCGGCGGGAAUCGAAAUAUCGGCUGUCUUUUUUUUUUUUUCUUGUAAUUUUUUUUUUCAAAUUUUGUUUGUAUUAGUUUAUUUAUUUUAACCAUAUAUAUUAGUGUUAAUUAAUGUAAGAAAAUCUCCGUCACAGUAACGGUGAUGGACGAGUUUGAGUUAAAUUGUACGGUCGUUUGUUACUAUCCUUUGUUUAAAUAAAAAAAAAAAUUAAUUGCACGUGCCCUUCCACGUGACUUUCCA